AUGUCUCCUUUGGCAUUGCUAAAAGAUACUACUUCCUACUUCUCACCACUUCUGACCGGUGCUGUUGCCGCCUUCACAUUCUUCCUUUUCGCCAAAUAUAUCUAUCGUGUCACCUUUCAUCCUCUUGCCACCUUCCCGGGCCCAAAACUGGCAGCGCUCACCAGCUUAUAUGGAGCCUCCUACGACUUGCUUCCCGAUCGCUCAUACUGCAAACAAUUUCCUGCUCUUCACGACACAUAUGGUCAUAUGGAUGUUCUUAUCACCAACGAUAGCUGCUGA
Molecule: messenger RNA, 279 nt
Organism: Letharia columbiana
Lineage: Eukaryota; Fungi; Ascomycota; Lecanoromycetes; Lecanorales; Parmeliaceae
Exons: 1
Coding region: 1-279 (92 amino acids)
Source: RefSeq, a predicted model, not a curated record